Sorghum bicolor (sorghum) is the source of this 1995-nucleotide messenger RNA. RefSeq names its product omega-hydroxypalmitate O-feruloyl transferase. The coding region runs from base 254 to 1747 and encodes 497 amino acids. The transcript is spliced from 2 exons. NCBI's taxonomy places the organism in Eukaryota, Viridiplantae, Streptophyta, Magnoliopsida, Poales, Poaceae. The record is from RefSeq and is a predicted model, not a curated record. Gene Ontology annotation, molecular function: acyltransferase activity, transferring groups other than amino-acyl groups.
CGUACUCUUUGGCUCUUUGCAGCAACCAGCGGAGCCCUUGGCCUUACCAAUAUUUAAGGAGUCCUAUAAAUUGGGUUGCACUAACGAGGGGCACCAUUUCCUAAACGGCUCGCUAGUAUCAUGGCAAGCAAUCAACACCAUCUAUAAUCCGGGCAUCCUUUGCAUUGUGUUUAGGUUAGGAAAAUUAAAAGACCAGCAGCUAUUGCUAGUAACUACUCCUAUAUAUAUACAUAACCGGCUGGCAGGCAGGCCCAUGCGAUUAACGCGGCGGCAGGGCAGGGCAGGCGCAGCCAUGGAGAAGGAAGAGCCGGCGGCGGCAGAGCUUGAGAUCCCCGGCGAGUGCCAGUACGCGGGGGAUCCCGUGGUGGUGCGGCCGAGCCAGCCGACGCCGCGCCACACCCUGCACCUCUCCAACCUCGACGACCAGCGGUUCCUCCGUUUCUCCAUCAAGUACCUCUACGUGUUCGCGUCCCACGCCGCCGUGUCCGCCGACGCGCUGCGGGCGGCGCUGGGAAGGGUGCUCGUCGACUACUACCCGCUCGCCGGCCGGCUCCGGCCCAGCGACGAGGAGGAAGGGAAGCUCGUCGUGGACUGCAAUGCCGAGGGGGCGCUCUUCGCCGAGGGACGCCUCCCGGGGCUCACCGCCGCCGACUUCCUCCGCGGCCGCGGCGGCGCCACGCCGCACAAGUCCUGGAGGAAGCUGCACUACAGGGUGGAGGCGCAGAGCUUCGUCGCCGUGCCACCUCUCGUCGUCCAGGUCACUUGGCUCGGCUGCGGCGGCAUGGUCCUCUGCACCGCCAUCAACCACUGCCUCUGCGACGGCAUCGGCACCGCGCAGUUCCUCCACGCCUGGGCGCGCGCCGUGCGCGGCGGCCAAGAUGCACCGGGCGCCGGCGCCGACGACGACGACGACGUUGCCCUGCCGUUCCACGACCGCCGCGCACUGCGCCCGCGCUGCCCGCCGCGCGUCGCGUUCACGCACCCGGAGUACAGCAGCAGCCGCGGCAUCAGCGGCGCCGUAGUCGGCAACGGCAACGGCAACGGGAACGCGAACGAGGCGGCGCCGAGCCUGCUGGCGCGCUUGCUGGGGCAGCCGCUGGCGCCCGUGUCGCUCACCUUCACGGCGGCGCACCUGCUCCGGCUCAAGCGGCAGUGCGCGCCGUCGCUCAAGUGCACCUCCUUCGAGGCGCUGGCCGCGCACGUGUGGCGCGCGUGGGUGCGCGCCCUGGACCCGCCGGGCGCGCUCCGCGUGAAGCUGCUCUUCUCCGUGAACGUGCGGCGGCGCCUGAAGCCCGAGCUGCCCCGGGGCUACUACGGCAACGGCUUCGUGCUCGGGUGCGCCGAGUCCACGGCGGCGCAGCUGGUGACCGCUGCCCCGUCCUCGGCCGCGGCCGCGCGCUACGGAGUGCGGCUGGUGCAGGACGCCAAGGAGUGCGUGGACGACGACUACGUGCGCUCCAUGGUGGACCUCCUGGAGGAGCGGCGCGGCGCCCGGCCGGACCUGGCGGCGAGCCUGGUCAUCUCGGCGUGGACGCGCCUGGGGCUGGAGGACCUCGACUUUGGCGCCGGCAAGGCCGCGCACAUGGGCCCGCUCACCAGCGAGAUCUACUGCGUCUUCCUCCCUGUAAUGGGCGACCCGCAAGGCGUCACCGUGCUCCUCUCCGUCCCGCAGGCCGCCGCCGACAAGUUCCAGCACUGCUGCCUCGAAUUCCUCAAGGACACCGACGUGGACGCAAAGCUCAGCUGAUCGAGCUAUAUCAUCCGGCUGCUAGCUCGAUCACCAUGCAUUCUGCAUGGUACUUAUAUAUCAGAAAAUGAGUCAUGAAUACUAAUUACUCCGGCCAAUCGAGUUGAAAGAAUGAUCAUCCGCCUAUGAUCAUAAUCAUGCUUGUAUGCACUCCGAUCCGUAGCAAUAUCAAUCAAUGGGUGAUGAGCUCCUUUUUGUGUUAUCAUCAAUUAGCUGCUCAUUGCACAUAUUUUUGUCUGUCUCUCUAA